AUGCCUCUUCCUCUGGAAGCCUUUCCUGACAGCCCAGAGGAGCCUGAGAUCUCAGUGAAAAUCACCACCAAGGCCAAUCCAGUGGGUGAAAAGUCUCUGAAGCCUGACAGCCUCUGGUCCCAGCUGGAGAAGUCACUGAAGCGGCUGCAGUGGCCCCGAGUGGACCUCUUUUACCUGCACCUGCCGGACCACGGCACCCCCACGGGAGAGACGCUGCGCGCCUGCCACCAGCUGCACCAGGAGGCCAACUUUGUGGAGCUUGGCCUCUCCAGCUAUGCCGCCUGGGAAGUGGCUGAGAUCUGUACCCUGUGCAGAGCAACAACUGGGUCCUGCCCACCGUGUACCAGCUGAGGCCAGGGCUGCAGAGGCCUCUGUCUCCUGGGUGCCUGCUGAUCCCGGGUCCUCUUGGCCCCUCCCCGUGCCCUCUCCAUACCAGCCAUUCCUCUGCUCUACAGGAUGAUGGCUCCCAGGUACCCUCAGCCUGGCAAACAGGCGCCUGCUCUCUCUGGCUCUGGCUCCCCUUCCUGCCUGCUUCUCGCUCUGCAGUCAGCCUGGAACACUCCUCCCCGCUCUCCCCGGAAGGAGUGCCCAGGUCUCACUUAGAUGCCUCUUCCUCUGGAAGCCUUUCCUGACAGCCCAGAGGAGCCUGAGAUCUCAGGUCCUCCUUUUCUCCUCCUCAUUCAUUCAGCAAAUGUUUGUGCACCUACUUGCUGCCAGGCACUGGUCACAGAACUUACUAGUGUAUUAUGAUUGUCUGUUUUGUUGAGUAUGUUUGUUAACACUCUACCUCACUAUUAAAUCUCUGAGCGCAGCAGCUUUGUCCUUUGGCUUGUGGAUGGAAAUCCAAUAUCCAGG
This is a messenger RNA of Physeter macrocephalus (sperm whale), 855 nucleotides long. RefSeq names its product aflatoxin B1 aldehyde reductase member 2-like. The record is from RefSeq and is a predicted model, not a curated record. Lineage: Eukaryota; Metazoa; Chordata; Mammalia; Artiodactyla; Physeteridae. Bases 1 to 351 code for a protein of 116 amino acids. The transcript has 3 exons.